AGCCUUUUUGUGUAUUUGUGUCUUCGACUCGGAUUCGCUCACGCAAAAGAAGAAAAAAAAAAGCGUUCGUUCAAAACUAGCAACCCCUCCUUUUUUAGGCAAAACAAUCUUCUUCCUCCUCAGUCCUUUCUCUUUGCUCUUUGAGGUGAGUUUAAUAACCUCCUCAGCAUGGGCGUAUCUCGCCACCGCUACCACCAGACCGUCGUUGCCUUCACUUUUCUGUUAUUUGCUACUGCUUCUGUCAUCACUCUUUCUCAAUUCGGCAGCGGGUUCCAGGAGAGAGAGGGGAGUAAGAAGAGAAAUGGGUCAGGGGUGUUGGACCGGUUCUUGGCUCAGAAACGACUCGACGGCCCGGGUUCUUCACCACCUUCUUGUAGAUCCAAAUGUGGAAGUUGCUCACCUUGUAAACCGGUUCACGUCCCGAUUCAACCAGGGUGUAGUAUGCCUCUUGAGUAUUACCCUGAAGCUUGGCGUUGCGAGUGUGGCCACAAGCUUUUCAUGCCCUAA
Molecule: messenger RNA, 507 nt
Organism: Durio zibethinus
Lineage: Eukaryota; Viridiplantae; Streptophyta; Magnoliopsida; Malvales; Malvaceae
Product: EPIDERMAL PATTERNING FACTOR-like protein 5
Biological process (GO): stomatal complex development; guard cell differentiation
Source: RefSeq, a predicted model, not a curated record